GAUAAGAGACAGGAAGUGUCCAUUGUAAAGGACUGAAAUGAAAUGAAAUGAAAAUUUUCAGCAAUGACAGUCUGUCAUCUUCCUUAUUUAUUAAUUGCUCCCCCCUUCUCUAUAAAACAUCAUUUUCUUUCACUCUUAAUCUCACACACUUGCUUUCCAGGAACACCUUUCUGGGUUUCUUUUUCAUCACUGUCUCGUCUCCGUUUUCUUUCUUCUCCUCCACUGUUCAGUUAGCAUCUUGUUUUCUGCUUUUCGAGGUGAAAAUUACAUCCCACCACCAAGCAUUAUCAUUAUUAUUAGGGUUCUCCCAUGGACACCACAUCGGCUCUUCUCAUCCUAUCGGUUGUUGCCGCUUAUUUGCUUUGGUGGAAAGUCGUUUCCCGCUCGCUUACUGGUCCACGUGUUUGGCCCUUAUUGGGUAGUCUUCCUGGUCUCAUCGCAAACGCUAAUUGCAUGCAUGAUUGGAUUGCACAUAAUCUCCGCUCCAGUGCUGGCACGUACCAGACUUGCACGUGUGCAAUUCCCUUUCUUGCCCGGAAGCAGGGUCUCGUGACUGUCACGUGCCACCCUAAGAACGUAGAGCACAUCUUGAAGACUAGGUUUGACAAUUACCCCAAGGGCCCUACUUGGCAAGCCGCCUUUCAUGAUUUGCUCGGCGAUGGCAUCUUCAACUCUGAUGGCGACACGUGGCUCUUCCAGCGUAAGACUGCUGCACUGGAAUUCACCACCAGGACUCUGCGCCAAGCCAUGGCUAGAUGGGUUAGCCGAGCCAUUAAAAAUCGAUUUUGUCCAAUACUUGAGUCGGCUCAGCUCCUAGCCCAGCCGGUUGAUCUUCAAGACUUACUGCUCCGGCUCACUUUUGAUAACAUUUGUGGCUUGGCUUUCGGCAAGGAUCCCCAGACGCUAUCCCCGAAGCUUCCCGAGAACGGCUUCUCCGUAUCUUUUGACCGAGCCACGGAAGCCACGCUGCAGCGCUUUAUUUUGCCUGAAGCAGUGUGGAAGCUCAAGAAAUGGCUUCGGCUUGGAAUGGAAACGAGCUUGAGCCAGAGCCUCCAGCACAUUGACACAUAUUUGUCCGACAUCAUCAAUUCACGUAAGCUUGAGUUGCUGACUGCGCAAAACGGACUUGCCACUGGGAACCCGCACGAUGACCUGUUGUCCAGGUUCAUGAAGAAAAAGGAAUCUUACACGGACAAAUUCCUUCAGCAUGUGGCAUUGAAUUUUAUCCUAGCUGGAAGAGACACAUCAUCAGUUGCACUGAGCUGGUUCUUUUGGUUGAUGAGCCAGCACCCAAAAGUGGAAGAGAAAAUCCUCACCGAAAUUUGCAGCGUUCUAAUGGAAACACGUGGCAGCGACAUUUCAAAAUGGUUGGAGGAGCCAUUAGUGUUUGAAGAAGUUGAUCGAUUGAUAUACCUCAAGGCAGCUUUAUCUGAGACCUUAAGGCUAUACCCUUCAGUGCCACAGGACUCCAAGCAUGUGGUAGCUGAUGAUGUUUUGCCAACCGGAACUCAUGUUCCGGCAGGAUCAUCAAUAACAUACUCAAUAUAUGCCAUUGGUCGCAUGGAAUUUAUAUGGGGAGAUGACUGCUUAGAAUUCAAGCCAGAAAGGUGGUUAUCCAUGGAUGGUAAGAAAAUUGAGAUACAAGACUCAUAUAGAUUUGUGGCGUUUAAUGCAGGUCCAAGAAUUUGCUUGGGCAAAGAUUUGGCUUAUUUGCAAAUGAAGUCGAUUGCAGCCGCAGUGUUAUUGCGACACCGACUGUCAGUGGUGGCAGGCCACCGAGUGGAGCAAAAAAUGUCACUGACAUUGUUUAUGAAGUAUGGGCUGAUGAUGAAUGUGCACCCACGAGACCUAAGUCCUAUUGUAGAAAAUAUAAACAAUAGUAAAAACAAUUAUCAUUGCAAUGGGGCAGUUGCUUAAGGUGUCUGGUCGAUGCCUUCCAUCAAAUAAAAAGGUGAAAUUAAAUUUGUACGAUAUCACCUAAGAGUAAUUAGUCUCUAUAACUAUAUGAAAUGCAAAGAAUUAAAUUGAAAAUAUUAUCAUAUUAUAAUAAAUGUUUUGAGUCUGAUGUCUAUUAGUCUUGACAUGCUAUCCAUCCAUGAAUAUGAAAGAAUUAUUAAUAGAUGUUCAUUAGACAAA
Molecule: messenger RNA, 2136 nt
Organism: Hevea brasiliensis (rubber tree)
Lineage: Eukaryota; Viridiplantae; Streptophyta; Magnoliopsida; Malpighiales; Euphorbiaceae
Product: cytochrome P450 86A22-like
Exons: 1
Coding region: 310-1917 (535 amino acids)
Molecular function (GO): heme binding; iron ion binding; monooxygenase activity
Source: RefSeq, a predicted model, not a curated record